AGCUUCCAAUACUUGAAGCCUUAAUUAACAUAAGAAAUCGUCUACAUGCUUUAAAGCAAGAUCGGCAGAAUUACAUAAAAGUGCAGGCUGUCACGGAGAUUUAUGACGAGGUCACGGAACAAGUUACAAAGAUAAAUGACAUUCGUGAAAAAGCUACAGAACCUCCAUCGAAGGACAAUCGCGUAAACGAUGUUCUUGACGACGUUUUCCAGCUACUUUCUUUAUUCUUUAUCACGAUUGGAAAAAGCAAGGAGAGUCCGGCGACUUAUGCACAACUUGCCACGAUCAAGCAAUGUUUAGAACAUCUUAAUGAAUCCGGUGUUUAUACGCAAGCUGAAGUAUCAGCAUAUCAAAAUCGUUUAAGUGAAAUUAGAAAAAUUAUAUAUGCUGAACAAAAUGAGGGUAUACCAGAACCUCAAAUGAAAUUACUGAAGCAUAAACUUGUUUCGUGCGAAAUGGUGUUGAAUCAACUACUUGAAUCUGAGUCAAAUAUGGGUGAAGAACUUGUACCCAUUCGUCAAUCCCUUGUAGAGAUCAAGAGAAAUCUCGGCGCUAUAGGGGCCAAAGGCGAAGCUAAGAUUUCUGAUAUCAUCCCAUAUCAAAAUAAGCUAAGAGCUAUUGAUUCUAAGCGUGUGGAUGGCAAGUUUUUGUCGUCUGAUGGAAGUAUUCCUCCAGGGCAGGCACAGGUUAUUGGGCUGUUAGAGGAAUGCUAUGAAGAUGCACACGAAUUAAUUGCUAGCCAAAAUAAUGUAGCAGAGUUCUUAAGACCUUUUUAUGAUCGUUUAAUCGAUUUAAAAUCACAACUUGAACGUCUGGUGCUUACACAUCGGUGGUCGUUGCGCGAAACUGAUUUAUGGUCUUAUCAGUUGCAACUAGCAAAGAUUGAUAGUAUGAGAAAGGAUGGUAAAUUCUAUGAUGAUGAAGGGAAUAUUCCAGAAGGACAGGCGACUUUGCUCUAUUUGUUGCACAAAUGUUAUCGACUGGUGUAUAAGUUAUUAAGUUCCAGUGAACCUAUUGCUGAACCUCUUAUACCGAUUCAUAAUCAACUUCGAACUGUGAGAAAGCUUUUACUUGAGGUCAAAAAAUUAGGUGGCCCAUUUACAACUAGAGAACUAUAUCAUUAUCAGAUGAAACUUGCAUCUAUUGAUAAUCUUCGUAAAGAUGGUAAGUUUCUGGAUACAGAUGGAUCAGUGCCAGAAGGGCAAGGUAUCGUUAUGGCUUUGUUGAAUGAAUGUUAUGACAUUUUAUUUGAGAUGAAGACUGAUAUGGAGGAGGAGGAGGAACACGUUUAA
Messenger RNA from Dentiscutata erythropus, 1292 nucleotides. The record is from the annotation of a GenBank genome assembly. NCBI's taxonomy places the organism in Eukaryota, Fungi, Glomeromycota, Glomeromycetes, Diversisporales, Gigasporaceae.